This is a messenger RNA of Prunus avium (sweet cherry), 1295 nucleotides long. NCBI's taxonomy places the organism in Eukaryota, Viridiplantae, Streptophyta, Magnoliopsida, Rosales, Rosaceae. The record is from RefSeq and is a predicted model, not a curated record.
UUCAAACUUUGGACAUCAUAUGUGUGAAAACAAAAAACACCUACAUAAUAGAUUAGCAGAGGAUCCGAAUCCUAUAAUCUUGUCUACGUCUUUCUUUACUUGCUCCAAUGGCCUCUCCACCAUCUCUUCCUUCGGAAAUAUGGUUUGAUCAUAUUCUAACGCGAAUUGAAUCCCUCGACAGCCUAGGGAUGUGUAGAGUGGUUUCAAAGGACUGGAAUCACAUCACAUACGAUUCAAGGUUCUGGCAAUUGUUUUGCAAGAGAAGUGACACAGUGCACUCUGGGUUUUUAAUUCAGACUUCGCACAAUGGCAAACACUCAUCAACGUUUGUGUCUGUUGAUAACAAGGCCAACAAGACUUUGAAUCUCCCAAUACUAAACUUCUUGCCCGCCCCUGUCAAAGUUGAAGCUGUGAGUAGCCAAGGUGGCCUAGUAUUUUGUCUGAACCAAAACCAUCGUAGAGUACCCGAAUAUUUUGUGUGCAAGCCUACCACUCUACAAUGGGAAACUUUACCCAAUCCAAAGACUAGGUACAUCACCCUAAGUAACGCCAUGGUUGUGUUGAGUUCAAAACCUUUAAGGUACAAGAUUAUUCGGUUCUCGAAGCCCGUCAAAUGCAAUCCUCAACCAUAUAAAAAUCUCAUCACGUGUGAGGUGUUUGAUUCAAACACUUGGGCAUGGAAGCAGUUGAAGCAUGUUAGUUUGCCUGAUUCUGUUUUCCUCAGCCUCCCGCAUUGUGUAACAUCAUGUGGCGCGUGUUAUUGGCUUUUGACGAACAAACAAGUGCUUGCUUUUUAUUACGAAGAUGAUAAAGAGAGUUGGGAAAUUUUUGAUUCACCAGUGUCGGUAAGUGAUAGUGACUGGUCCAAGUACAACAAACUCGUAGAGUAUCAAGGUCGUCUUGCUUUGAUGUACUUUGAAGGAGAGUUGAUGGAGCUAUGGGUCAUGGAAGAUCAUGAGAAAAAAGUAUGGAGGAGACACAAAGUGAUCAGUCUUAAAGGGCUUAAGGAACUAGAGGGGCAUGAUUAUGCUUAUAUUUUCCCUGUAGCACAUUACAGCAGUGAUAUUGCACUAAUGAAAGGGUUGAAGCAAGUAAGUUUUUACAAAUUCCAAGGAAGUUCCAGUUACAAAGUAGUCAAGCUAGAGCAUAAACCUAAUGAAAUUUUCAAGCUGCAGUCUGAUUUUGAGAAGGUUAAUUUGAGGGGUCCAUGGAGAUGGCGAGAUUUUAGCUUCAUCUUCUUUGUGUUUGGAUUUAGUUUGUUUUGUUAUUUUGUGCGCUUUGUAUUAGGUUUAUAA